Fulvia fulva is the source of this 1584-nucleotide messenger RNA. RefSeq lists its product as uncharacterized. The transcript has a single exon. The coding region runs from base 1 to 1584 and encodes 527 amino acids. The record is from RefSeq and is a predicted model, not a curated record. Lineage: Eukaryota; Fungi; Ascomycota; Dothideomycetes; Mycosphaerellales; Mycosphaerellaceae.
AUGGGUCCGCUAUCCAUCGUGUUAUUACAAAUGACGACAAAGCAGCCGUUGCUCAGCAUUUUGGAGAAACUGAUAGCCGAGCCCACAAGAGAGCCCCAGAGGGCAGAGGGCGUACCUAAUCCUCUAGACUACGAGGCAGGUGGCAGUGUUGAUCAGGGCAAUGCAGCAGGAUACUCAAUAGAGUCCGGUGCAGAAGAUUAUGUACCCCAAUUUGAGAACAGCAACACACAGUAUCGCGAUGAACCUGGAACCGGUCAGAAUCCCGAUGGAACCUGGCAAGAGUUCGACAAUGCGCAGCCUGAGGAGCAUGUCGAUCCACAGCAGCUACGCGAGCAAAGAUACUUUACCUUUGAGUACGAGGCAGAAGAAGACUACACCGCCGGUCCUGUCAGGCUUGUAGCAGCUCAUGAUGGUGUACAAGACUGCAUUGCCCUGCUAAUGAAAUUGGGCCUCUCGGCGAAGAUCCAGCGAGCUGUGCAAACACGUCGAAGUUGCGUCCGGGAGCAGGAGUAUGUCGAGACGCAUGACGAAGAGGCCGAGAGGUUCCGAAGCUCGAUCGAUGAAGAAAUUGACAACUAUAAUGUUCGUGUAGCUGAAGCGGACGAGAAACAGCGGGAAGACCCGAGUCCUGAGAAUGAAGAGGAACUUCGGUCCUUGCAGACCAAGCUGGAUGUCCUGAAGCACAUGAUGGCGAAUGUGGAGUCCAAGCAGCGGCAGGCUGAGCGAGGGCUCGAAAACAAGCAGCGGCUCUUCCACAAUGCGCUUGAAGACAUCCUUCCAGAACUUGAGGAAGCAUUCACCUGGGGACAGCUCGUUCCAUUUCAGGAUGAAGAGGCUUCACGGGCCGUCGAACACUUUGACUUUCAGCAGGCGUACGAGGCUGCCUGGAAAGAGAUGCAGGGACUGCAAGAUGACGAUACUGGCGACACCCAUCAGCAAAUGCCAGAGCCGUUGGAGACUGGUGAUGACUUCCUGAAGCCACAGCUGCCCGCUCUUACACCUGAACAACAAGCCCAACGUGAAAUUGGCCAACAGCUGUGGGACUCGAGAGAUAGAUUUACCGCCGCACAACGUCGCUUUGACCAUAGAGAUAUGGAGCGCGAGUAUGAUCGAGCCAACAUUGCCGGGCCCCACCUGGAAGCUAAUCAGGCCGCUUAUGCCACAACAGACGAAUUCGAUCUUGUCUGGGCGAAACGUUACCAAGAGAUAACGCAAGAGCUCAGAGAAGCAGAAGAUGCUUUCAACGCCGCCAAAGAGACCGCAGUGCGAGCCGGCGUUCUCCAGUAUGGAAUGACUUCGAGUCUCGCCGAUGAGCCUGAUUACGACGCAUAUCCGUUAAGUGCGGAGAACGACGACCCUGCGAUAGCAGCGGCACAAUCGAGUUCAAGAAUACUUGACUGGAGGGCAAAACUUCGACCAGAAGGCGGACCAGACAAGAUGAAAUUCCCGGUUGACUUCGAGAGGUGGGAUGAUGAAGAUAUCGAACCGAAUGACAGCGUCAGUUGCGUUGCGUUUGAGCCGUAUCGUGGGUAUAUUGAUGGUUAUGGGCGGCAGCUGGCCUGUCUUCGCCAGGGUGGUAGCUAG